This is a messenger RNA of Capsella rubella, 905 nucleotides long. Its product is annotated as transcription factor bHLH35. Bases 85 to 828 code for a protein of 247 amino acids. Gene Ontology annotation, biological process: regulation of DNA-templated transcription. Gene Ontology annotation, cellular component: nucleus. Gene Ontology annotation, molecular function: sequence-specific DNA binding; protein dimerization activity; DNA-binding transcription factor activity. NCBI's taxonomy places the organism in Eukaryota, Viridiplantae, Streptophyta, Magnoliopsida, Brassicales, Brassicaceae. The transcript has 5 exons. The record is from RefSeq and is a predicted model, not a curated record.
UCACCAUUCGAGAGAGAGAGAGAGAGAGACAAGAGAGACCAACGAAACGAACCAGACAGUUGGGGAUUUGAAAUUUGUCGGAAAAUGGAGAAUACUAUCGACCAAGAAUUUAGCAAUUACUGGGAACCUAACUCCUUCCUCCAAAACGAAGAGUUCGAAUACGACAGCUGGCCUUUGGAGGAAGCGAUUUCUGGGUCGUAUGAUUCGAGUUCGCCGGAUGGAGCUGCUUCGUCGCCGGCAUCUAAGAAUAUUGUGUCGGAGAGAAACAGAAGACAAAAACUUAACCAGAGACUCUUCGCUCUUCGAGCAGUUGUUCCCAAUAUAACUAAGAUGGAUAAAGCAUCAAUAAUCAAAGAUGCUAUUAGUUACAUACAAGGGUUACAAUAUGAAGAAGGGAAGCUCGAAGCUCAGAUCAGAGAACUGGAAUCUACACCAAAUAGUAGUUUGAGUUUCAGCAAAGAUUUUGAUCGUGAUUUACUUGUUCCUGUCACAUCCAAGAAGAUGAAGCAGCUUGAUUCUGGUUCUUCCAGUUCUCUCAUCGAAGUUCUCGAAUUGAAGGUAACAUUCAUGGGAGAGAGGACAAUGGUGGUGAGUAUAACAUGUAACAAGAGGACAGACACAAUGGUAAAACUGUGUGAAGUAUUUGAGUCAUUAAAUCUCAAAAUCCUCACUUCCAAUCUCACCUCUUUCUCUGAGAUGAUCUUCCACACUGUCUUUAUUGAGGCGGAUGAAGAAGAACAAGAGGUGUUGCGGUUAAAAAUAGAAACAGGAAUAGGAGCUUACAAUGAAACUCAAAGCCCUACUUUGAGCAUCGACUCUCUUUACUAAUACUUCUUCUUUUUUUUUUGUUGUUGUUGUUCGUCUUCUUCUUCUUCUUUUGGUUUUUUUUUUCUUUCUCUCUUUUA